This is a messenger RNA of Acanthaster planci (crown-of-thorns starfish), 3913 nucleotides long. Its product is annotated as growth factor receptor-bound protein 2-like. NCBI's taxonomy places the organism in Eukaryota, Metazoa, Echinodermata, Asteroidea, Valvatida, Acanthasteridae. Gene Ontology annotation, molecular function: protein binding. The record is from RefSeq and is a predicted model, not a curated record.
AGUCCGACCCUUGCAUCCACUGAAUUGAAGUUUACGAUUGGCAGCACCAGACUGGUGUAAUUCUUCAAUACAACAAGUAGUAGUACGUGACGUGUGUACGGUGUACAUCGCCUAUCCUGAACUUCUGUAAACAGGCCAAACAACUUUCUAGUCGUCUGUGUGAAUCACCUGUCAAUGAGACGUAACCAGAGGGCAGGAACCACUUCAGGCUGUCAGCAGGAAAAUCUUCUACCUUUGAUGCCACCUCCUGAAAUAACAAUUCAUUUGCAUCUUGUCUAGUGGAGGAAUGUUUAGGCUGCUGCAUGUAUUGUUAACUUAUUGACAGAAAAGUUGGAAGGAAACACAGCAAAGCCGUGAUUAUCAAGCAUGGAAUGCACUGCCCGCUAUGAUUUCACAGCUAAAAGAUCAGAUGAGUUGUCGUUCAGGGAGGGAGACACUCUUAAGGUGAUAAUUGAUCCAGAAAAGAACCAGGAAGAUGACUGGGCAAUGGCAGAACUGAGAGGCAGGACCGGAAUGGUUCCCAAGAACUACAUCACCAGCCCCGAAUGGUUUUACAGAGGUCUGUCCAGAGCCAAAGCUGAGGAGAUUCUGCUAGACAAGGAGCCGGAUGGUGCCUUCCUCGUCAGAGAAAGUGAAAGCUCCCCAGGAGAUUUCUCACUUUCCGUCAAAUUUGGCAGUGGGGUGCAGCAUUUUAAAAUCUUGGUCGAUAAGGCGACUCGCCGAGUAUUCUUAUGGGUGAAGAAAUUUGACACCAUUAACGGUUUAGUCGACCACUUCAGGAGGAACAGUGUGAGCAAAACAAACAACAAGAUGGUCCUCAGGGACAUGGUCAAAAAGAAAGCUUCUGUCACGGAUUCACAUAAUGCAAAUGGAUUCACCAACAAACAGCAGCACACCACUCAGAAGCAGCACUAUGACUCAAUACAAGGAGCCUGUGGUUCAAACGGAAUAGCCGGCCAGUUUCAGCAAAAACAAAGUCAGUGGGGGAAGGUAGCCCAACAGAAGGUGAUGAAGCCUCCAGUGGACCUAAAGCCUAGGGUCAAAGCGAUGUACGACUUUGAGCCCCAAGAUGACAACGAACUGGAACUGCGGGCCGGUGACAUAGUGGAGGUAUUAGACAACUCUGACCAUGACUGGUGGUAUGGCAAACUGAGAAUGAAAAAGGGCCUCUUCCCCAGCACUUACGUUCAGGAAAUAAAAUAACUACUUUCAAAUCCCCCCCUCCCCCACUUCCUUUUGCCCUUGCGGUGGUCAAAGGUCAACCGGGAAACACCAUUUUUUUCCAGUCUUCAGUUUGAUUGAAUGUAUAUUUCUGAACUUGUAACGGCAAGAAAAUCACCUUGAAUACUGGCAAAAGGUCAGAUGCAUAGACUGUAAAGUGCGUAGGUCGCUUUUCUGUUUCACAAUCUUUAACAAAGAUUUAAAUGACUCUAUUAGUCUACCAGAUACCAGUACAAAAUUGAGAAAAAGACUGAUGUAGCACCUUAAACUUGGCUCGUCCUCAAGCUGUGAUUUUAAGACUUAGCUCAGAUCUUAAGACUUGUUAGAAAAACCCAAAAUAAGGCAGAAACACAACUUUACGUUACAAAAGGUUGGAAUUCACACUGGAAGGCUUUCCAAUGUAGAAAUAACUAGAGUAACUUGUAUUUUUUUUAAAUGUCUGUUGAAUCAGAUAGUAGAAUUGGGCAAGUUGGAUUUGGGAGAUUCAAAACAAAAUGCAGUUUUACCCUUUCUUUUGUUCCCUAUUUUCAUGCCACAUGUUGGAUGACCUCAGUACAGUUUUUUAGGCACAAAAAAAUUUACAGCUUGCUUUAAAAUGCGCCAGGCAUCAUGGUUCUUGCCAGUCAGUUGAACAGGGAUCCUUCAUCUCAGCACUGAUUUGUGAUGAUAUGCAAAACCAAUUAGCAUACAGUGAGUUUACAAUUCUUUUUGUUGUGAUUUCCAUUAGUUUGGUAUGAAAAAUAACAAAAUCUGUCUCAUGUAGACAUGUAAAGAGCUUUAAAAGUGUAAUGAAAAAAAUUCCAAAUUGGAAUUGUUUCCAUUUCUGAGUUUGAGAUCAAAAGGGCAAACUUGAAAACAGAUACAUAACAAAAUAGCCGAAUUCAACCACUUUACCCAGAACAUAAUUAUUGAUUUUUAUACAAAAGGAGAGUGCCGUGAUCUCAGUUGAAGAGCAAGGAACAGUUUGUACAAGCAGAUGUUAAUCCAUAAUAAUGACUUUUUUGACCCACUUGAGAAAAGGGUGUCAUUGAAGACUGAGUUUGGUGAGACAUAAUUCUGGGAUUGUUUCUUCUUUGCCAUAACUGCCACUGCUGAGCAGUGUUUCAGACCUUGGACAAUAAAUUAUUCUACCAAAAAUGCACCUCGCAUAACACCAAAACCUUUUCUAAUGUGGGUUAUUGUAAUGAGAAUUUUUUUCUGAAUAAGGCAUGCUAUUACCAUGAUAAGUGCAUCGCUACAUUACUUGUAAUCAGAAAUUGACCAAAUAUUUAGAAAGAGCUGGCAUAAAUCAUGACAGCCAAAUCGAGACUCAAGAGUGCAUUUUUCCAGUAGAAAUGAGCUUGCAAGAAAUACUUUUAUUUUGAGAUUUGUAUAUAGUAUAAUAUUUUAAUCUGUGGUAUGCAUGAUUUUGAGAGUGGAGAGGAAUGUAUCUCCUUUCAGCAUAACUGCAAAGUGGAAACCUGAUGAUCAUGUAAGGUAUAUAAUUUUUUCUUCCGUCAGAUUCAUAAUUGCGGUAAGGAAACUUUAAGUGAUACAUGUACAUACAUGGAUUUUGGCCAAGGGCAAGUUGCAUGGAAUUUCUACAGGACACAUUUCACCAUGUACAUGAUAGAAGGCUAACAAUACAUUAUGCAGUGUAUACUGUUUAGGACUGGUUCUUGGUCAUUAUGGUUUUAAUAGUGACAUAAAUGCCUGGCCUUAUCAGCUUGAUGACAACGGUGUCCCUCGCUUUACUAUAGCUGUGAUCAUGACAUACCUAGCAAAAUGUGACCAAGCAUAGGUGCAGCUGAUUGCUUAAAGAGAAAGAAGCUUCUUCUCUUUUCUGUUGACAAACUCUGGCUUUAGGUUGCCCCUGUCAGACAACAUUCAAAUUUGCUUUUGAGGAAGUAUAAAUUCACAGUAAAGAGUGCAAAGUUUGUUUCCACCACUUAUAUUUUUGGAUAGUGUUCAUAUUUUUGUGAAGACACCCCUUUUAGCAGUGCUGCUUGUGCUUGUCAUGACCUCUAGCUGUAUUUUUUCAAGAGUUACAUGUAUACCCUUGCAGGCUGUUAAGGCAUUUUUUGUUUGUGCAGCCUUAUAUUGUUUAUUUCAGAAUCUCACCACAGCUGUAAAUUAUCGAUGAAUAUUAUGUACUCCAGUAAUGUACUGACAGGGAUCAGGUUUAUAGCCAACUGAAACUUUGAUGCAUAACUGUGCAAAAAAGCUGUCCGUAGGUUAGGUAGAACUUAUUCCCCUGAAUGCUGACAGCUUCUUGAGGUUUGGAUGGGUAGGGCCAUGUUUCAGAUUGCAGGGUUUAAGGAGGUUUUUUCUGUAUGUGAGAUGGUUUGGCUUGGACAAUCUAUCCUGUUGUUAGAUUAUUAUUUAUUUUUUUAUUUCUAGAGUUUAAGUUUUAAAGAAAGAAGCACAAUGCACAAGACCAACAACUUUCCACAACAUUUUUGAUGUCAAGUUGAAGUAUCUUGUGUGUAGCCUAUGACCACUGACUGACUUUGGAAAUUUAGUAUACAGUUUUAGGGGGAGUAACACAGUUGUGCCUUAAUUAGCCUUGGUUUGAAAAGUGAUCCAAAGCCUUUUUACACUGCUGUCAUCUAUGAAGCAAACCCAUAUUCAAGUGUGAACACAGACAGGCUGUCUACAACAACAUGGCAAAAAAAUGGUUCCUUUAUCCCGCUGUGUAAUUUAUCCCACUGAA